GCUCUGACCACCGUCGCGGUUGGGCUCGCUCGCCGUCGUCGUCCCUCGACUCGGUAAGAUCGCCGCGCGAUCGCUCGCGAAGGAGAUCCACACGCGCGCGCAACACCCCUGGGCCAAGGGCUCCUCGAUCUCGCGGUCUCGCCACCCCCCGGACCGGGUCCCGGGUUGAAAAUCCCGAGCGGGCCGAACGAUCGCGCGGAACGAUCGCGGGUGAGCGAUCGCGGGGAGGCAGCGAUGUGUAGUAAGGGUGCCCGCCGUGCGUAGGUAGGCAGCGGGGAGAUAUCGCGGGGUCGUUACACCGAGGGACCAGGCGAGGAGCGGCAGGCAGCGUGGUGAAUAGUAUACUUCCGCGCGGGUGGUGUGCCAGCGAGUGGCUCGCAGUCGGACCGUGAAUGCGGCCGCGUUAACAAACAACCCCCCCGGAAUCGACAAUCGCAGGACAGAAAUGAGAAGGCAGUCGUACUGUCCGAGCUCGAGCAGCGGGAACGGCACCGGCGAGCCGCUGAUCGUCGUCGAGGAGAGCACGGGCGAAGAGGAAGCGGAGCGCUGCCGCGCGGAAUCGCCGCCGCGAUGCGUCGACCCGGACUCGCCGUCCUUGAAUCCCUAUCUGCUCUCGCCGUGGAGGGACGCCAGGAAGCACUCCUUGCCGACGCCGCAGUGCACAUCCGGGAUAACCGCAUCCCAGGUGCGACGGUUGAGCGAACGCGGCGGGGAAGGUUCCGGUCCGUCGGCGAGGGAGGCUGCCUUCUUGGCGACGCUCUCGCAGACGCCGGCACCGCAGUCCGGCGGCCGACGACACUCCGUCGUCACGAUCUCCAGGGUGCCGACCACCCUCUUCGGCCGCAAUCGACGAGAAUCCAUCGCCGCGUUCCCCGUAGCAGGCGCCACCAGGAUAUUACAGAGCCGGCGGGAAUCGUCCACCGGGAUAACCGGGCCGCCCAGCAACAGCGGGAGCACGCACAAUCUGCAGCUCGACAUUAUGGACGACAUCGCCGAGAUCAAGGCGAGAAAGGUCCGUUUAAAGAUGUACAAGACACCGUCUCGCGAGCGCGUAUGCGAGAUUCAGCCUCUGGAGGGCGACGGCAGCUCUACCACGCAGAAAUACAUACAGCAUCAGAAACGCCGGUUCUCCGAGUUCUCGGCGUCGGUCGCGGCGUCCACGUCGGCUCUGCGUAGACGCGCGUCCGAGAUGACGAGGCCGCACUCCGAGAUCGAGAUACCGGGCAUGCCGACGGCAGGUAUCACGUGCUCCAACACGGAUCUGAUAUCCAUCCUGAGCUCCCUGACGUCGUCCGCGACGGAGAUAAACACGUGCGGCACGUCGGACGCGUCGGGCGCCAAGGACGAGCAGAAAUCGAGCUGGUCCGCGAAAACGGCGGAGCAGAGGCGCAGUCGGCUCAAGAGCUCCCGGUCCAACAGCUUCGACGUCUCCAUUCUGCACAGCACCAAGUGCAAGACGCCAACUAGCAGCAGCAAGAGCGCCAUUGGGGCGUUCAUGACGCCGAGCACGUGGUUCGUCAAGAGACACCAGCCCAUCUCGAAGAAGAGCCGAUACGACGAGGAGAGCGCGCCGAUGUUCAAGCUGGACAAGGCGCAGGUGGUCAAGACUGUCAAGGACACGCUCGCGAAGAACGUGGGCACCAAGCACAAGGUUCUCUGGGACGACAGCAGCGGUACCAAGGUGGAUGCUCAGGUGCUCGGUAAUGCCAUCGAGAAGAUCCUCACCUCGACCCACAGGGGAAGCGACGCGGAAGCGUCGGGUAGUUCAUCCGGAAAGCCAUCCGUGUCGCCGAACAAGUCACGCGCCAGUAAGGUCGCCGGUUGGUUCACGAGCGGGAACAAGGAGCCGGAGCAACCGGACUGCGACUCGAUCUGCUCCACCCUCAAGGACCUCUUCGUCAAGUAGUGCACCACCGCCGGACCCGCCUCUCGCGAUUACGACAAUUCAUAUGUUUCGUUUGUAAACACGAUCUACCGGAUUGACAGUACGAGCUAUUUGCUGCACUGCCGCUAUUUAUUUACUUUACUUCUCUUUCGCUGAAUGAGUUCAACAUCCGAGCUAACUCGCGCGCAAAUCUGCCGAGAUCUGUUGGAACGGUUCUCUUGUUUACCCUCUUGAAUUGAGAAGGGUUCAAACACGAGAAAGAUCACAGGGGUGGCGCAGGGGGGAGAAAAAAGAUCAAAGCUGCGGAAGAUUACAGGUUUGAUCGAGGAGAUGUUACUAUUUUUUUGUCUCUUAUGUAUUUCUUCGCACAAACACACUCGCGCGCGCGUCUACCUUUUAUAAACGCACGUCCGGAUACCUGCGGUCUCUCCUCGUAUUUGAAUUCCGAGUUCAUUUAAUACUAUCCUGGGGAGAUCCGCAACGAAUCCGUAGAUGAUUUUACCGAAUUUGCGCGGCUUCUACCAACGCGAGAUUUUAUUUAUAAUCUUGAUCUACGUGAUAUUUCGUUUAACGAGUAAAUAGAAAUUAACCUUUGGUUGCACCGAGUAACAUUUAUCGAUAAUAAAUAUUCGUGAAUUUAAUUUUUUUGCGGCAAGUGGUAUUAUUAAAUUUGGCAAUUUCGCGAAGCUGAAGGCCUCUGCCAAUACACUCGCGCAAUAUUAAAACGUUGAAUUCGAUAUUUACGAAUUAUUUUCGCUCUUCUCCUUCAUUUAUUCCGAUUGUACCUAUACAUCUUUUGCGGCCGAUCGCGCAACCAUGACCGCGAGAUGACAGAUAACGCGAUCUGCCCUUGUCUGCACUAAGCGAAAACACAGUCACGCACACAACGCGAUAUCUAUAUAUAUAUAUGCGCCGUAUAAUUUCUAUUGAUAGUGCAAAUAUCGAGGAAAUCGAUUAUAAAACUAUUUUCAUAAGAGACAAUUAUUUUUAGUGAUAUGUCAUUUUAAGUUGUCGCGAGCAGAUAAUGUUACGUUGGCGCGCAAAAACAUUCUAGGAUAAAAUUAUGACAUAAGAGGACAGUCUGCGCGACAUUUCUCGUAUACUAACGCAGUUUACGUGGAUAAUCAUGAACGUUAAUCUAUCCUUUGCUGGCCAAAGGAGAUGCACACGUUAUAAUUAUAGUAUAUAACAUAUUCCGAAAGAGGCACAAAGAGAGAGAGAGAGAGAGAGAGAGAGAGAGAAAGUGGCGGCUGGUCCGGUUAAUUACGCGUUACUUUAUCUGCCCUUCUUCCCGUUUCAUCGGUCGGAUUUCAAUCCGUUUUCCUGCUCUUUCUAGUCGACGUCCCUCGACGGCAUUUUGACCGCACGAACCGCCACCGACACAAAAGUAUUACAGAUAUAUGAACGUAGAGAUGUAUACGUAUAAAAACCGUCAUGUACAUUUAAUAACGAUAUGUAUGUACAGCAACGUUAUGCACGGGUUGCAUGCACGUUGCUGCGUGUACGUGUGGGCGCGCGUGUAUGUUUCAAGCGGAAAAUAUAUUUAAAAGAUAUUCAUGUCGCAGUUUUCCCGGAAAUUUUCUGUUUCAAUGGCGGAAUACGUGAUCGCGAAUGAGACGCAAAUUAAUGAAACAUCUGACGGAGCCCCACGAAUGAAAGCUAUGAAUGGGACUAAGUACCACGAAGUGUCCUGCAAAUGUAUCUUCCUUUGGUCGGUCUCAUUCCCCCCCGAUUGUGUUUGCACUUGGUAAUUUUGUUCCUUAAGUUUUGCAGGAUAACGAAGAAGACGCUUCAUAUCGUUACCCCGCGUGAAUUGUUUCUGUUCAGUUAUAUUUUCGCAAAGAAUUCUCUACCUUCCGUACCUGGACCGUAGUUGAGGGUAGUUGAACGAAGGUGUACGAAACAGUUUCCCGUGGCAUUGAGUUUUAACAUCUCCUAAGAUCGGUGUGCAAUAAAGAAUAUCUUUAUUGAUUCGAAGACAAUCGCUCCGCUGCGGCGUGAUUAGAAAAUAUGAUUGGACACGGUACGUCAUGUUCAAGCUGCUUUAUUAAGAAUUUGAGACAGGACCCUUUCAAUUUACAUUAAAUUAAUAGCUUCAGAACGUAAUGAGUGUGAACUUUGCUGUCGAUUUUAGAUAAACUACAAUCGUGAAAAUUGAUUUGAAAAUUUACGAUAAAAUAGGUCUAAACGAAACGGCGUGACUUAUAAAAUUGCGCAUUAUUUCGAUACAUACUUACACGUCUCUUGAUAUAUAUAUCAAUGUUAAAAAAAAUGUUUCAAAGAUAAUAAUCGUUGUUAUCGAGAGUUUUGAAAUCUAUACGGAAUUGAUUGCGUAAUGUAAUUACCCUGAUCUGUAUGAACUUCAAAACUUAUUUAUGAAAAACAUGAUGUGAGUAGAGAGUAACACUACUUAAAUGUUCUUCGAUUGGUAAUCAGAGUCUAUAUAAAUCCGCGUGAAUAUCUAGUCUUUCUUUACGUCGCGUAAAAAGAAAAUUGUCUAACGAGAAGCAGCGUUAACAAACACAAAACAAAGACGGAAGUACAAAUAUUAAACGAAACGAUUAAAAGACCAAAAGCGCGUUAUUUUGUCUUACUGGGUCGAGUGAUAACUCGAAUAGUAGAUAACUUCUGACGCAGAUAGCAAGUUGUCUUUCUCUCUCUACUAGAAUUCCUAAUCCUCCAAUCCCUCAAACGAUUCUAAAAUUAAAUUAUUAAUGGAAUUGAAAGGAUGAGAAAAAAAAAUUAAUACUUGUUAUUUGCAUCAGAAUACAUAUGCGUAUGUAUAUUUAUGAUUUUUUUCAACCCCUCAAUAAGAACAUAUCGAUUUUUUUAUUUAGAUGGCGAAUGCGUUUUUAUCAAUUUAGUAACAAUAGCAACAAUAAGGAAACAAGGAUUAGUUCGACUAUCCUAUCAGGUAUCAACGUUAUAAUUCUCUUAUGGGCGUUGUGUUCAAAAAUUGUGGAGGGAUAAAAUCCGCUUGCGUAUUUAGAUUAGCGUACCUCCUGUUCGUAUGUUACUAUCGAAAGUGUCCCAAUCUAAUACAAGGUUGUAAAUAGUAUUGGUGCUGUAUGUUCUAUCAAUGUUCUCGCAGCAGAUUGAUAAAACAUGAAUAUGAAAAAAAAAAGUAAAAUAUACGUUGAUCGUAAAUGUUGCAAA
Vollenhovia emeryi is the source of this 5041-nucleotide messenger RNA. RefSeq lists its product as uncharacterized. The coding region runs from base 446 to 1906 and encodes 486 amino acids. NCBI's taxonomy places the organism in Eukaryota, Metazoa, Arthropoda, Insecta, Hymenoptera, Formicidae. The transcript is spliced from 5 exons. The record is from RefSeq and is a predicted model, not a curated record.